Cutaneotrichosporon oleaginosum is the source of this 4269-nucleotide messenger RNA. RefSeq lists its product as uncharacterized. Gene Ontology annotation, cellular component: cytoplasm. Gene Ontology annotation, biological process: protein phosphorylation; actin filament organization; actin cortical patch assembly. Lineage: Eukaryota; Fungi; Basidiomycota; Tremellomycetes; Trichosporonales; Trichosporonaceae. Gene Ontology annotation, molecular function: protein serine/threonine kinase activity; ATP binding. The record is from RefSeq and is a predicted model, not a curated record.
CCUCCAUCUCAUCUUCCACCACUCUUCGUUCCAAACAUCACCCCUCUCUUUCCUCUGCACCAUUCCUAUCACACCCAUCUCCAUUUCCUCCUCUCUACUCUUGGUCCUUCGCGCUCGCUAGCCUGUCAACGCGGAGGCUGCCGGGCUCGUCCGACCCGCUCCUGAGGUCAACCUGACCCCCGUUCCCGCUGCCCCCGAAACACACCACCGCUCGGGCCCCAUGUAUCAGUCCUCCACGCCGUACGGCCAAAACCCGCACCGCGGUGCUCCCGUGGUUGGUCCCAUGAGCCCGCCUUACAAUGCCGCCAUGCCCGCUGGCUACCACCCAGCAAUGCAGCACCAGCAGCAGCCGCAGCCGCAGCGGUAUACCUCCCCGCCUCAGCAGCAAGUACCGCCGGCAGCAUAUCGCCAGCCGCAGAUGCCGCAGCAGCAGUAUGCGCAACAGUACCCAGCGCAGGGGUAUCAACAGCAACGCGGUGACACGCGGCGUCCGCACAAAGGCACGCUGCCGCCAGGCCAGAUGGUGCGGGUUGGCCAGAACGCCGUCCGCGUCGAGCGUUACCUGUCCGAGGGCGGGUACGCGCACGUGUAUCUCACAAGCUCGGAGAAGCCUGUGUACCCGCCUAGUCGUAGCGGCGCAAAGGGGCGGUGGGGCGAGAAGGGGUACACGACACACUGCCUCAAGCGAAUAGCUUUCGAGGACGAGAGUGUCUGGCGGGACGUCAGUCGCGAGAUUGAGGUCAUGAAAGCACUCCCGCCCAGCCCCCAUCUUAUUCAGUAUCUCGACUCAUCGCAGCACCGUCUACCAAACGGAAUGUACGAGGUCUUCAUUCUCAUGGAGUUUUGUUCAGGCGGCGGCAUCAUCGACCUCCUUAACAAGCGCCUGCGUGACCGCUUGAAGGAGAUUGAGAUCCUCAACAUUUUCACGGACGUGUGCGAAGCGGUCGCCGCAAUGCAUGCCAUGAGCAGGCCGCUGCUCCACCGCGAUCUCAAGAUUGAGAACGUUUUGUCACAUCCUAACGGCCUCCCACCCACAGCCCAAAGGCCCACUCCCCUUGUGUUCAAACUGUGUGACUUUGGGUCGACGACAUUUCCAGCGUCCCACCCACCGCAGACUAAGGCUGAGGCGGACGCGCUGGCGCUGGACCUCAACAAGCACACGACGCUGCAGUAUCGAAGCCCCGAGAUGGUCGAGCCAAUGUUGGGAUGGGCCGUAGGUCUCCCAAGUGAUGUCUGGGCCCUUGGUGUCCUCCUUUACAAGCUCUGUUAUUACACUACGCCCUUCGAGGAGCACGGCACCCUCGCCAUUGUCAAUGCGAAAUACACAUUUCCGCAGUACCCCGUGUACUCGCCUAGGCUUCAACAUCUGAUCGCCUCUAUGCUCGUCGAGCACCCAUCGCGGCGCCCCACGGUGUUUGAGGUCUUGAGAGUCGUCCAUGAGAUGAGCGGGACCCGGCCUGAGGUGGACUACCCAAUGCCUAACCGCCAACUUCCAGCGACUCUCCCCUCCUCCCCGAAGAAGUCCAAGUCGCCGACGAAUGUUCUCGACUUCACGUCCGGUGGCGGACAGCCGUCUGUCCCUAUAUCGCAGCCGUCGUUGGCUGCCUCGGUUCAGCCUCAGCGCCGUGGUCGCCCUACGCGUCCCGAGUCGAUGAAGGCGACUGCACCGGUGCCGACUCAGCCCCAGCUUCCUCCCCCUCACAUCCCGAAGAUGCCAGUGCCGGCUUCGACCACCGGGCCCACAAAGCCAACGAAAAUGCAGGUCACGGGCGAGCGUGAGGGGUCAGCACAGGGCGCGAAGCUGCAACACUCGGUCUCGCUCUCGCGGCGGACUGUCAGCGGCACCAAGCCUCCCAAGCCGGUCUUGGCGAGACUUCAAGGCUCGGCCUUCGACAGCAGCGGCGCUGGUCCGUCGCCGCAGUCGAGUACUAGGCAGAGCAGUGUCGAUGCGUUUGGCGUCGGCAGGAACCAGCCCACUCCGUCCCCAGGUGGAUUUGGCGACUCGUUUGGCGCUCCAGUCCUGCCACCAAAGGACGUACCAAAGGACGCCGCCAAGCGGACUGGCUCAAGCGACGCGUUUGGGACGUCUACUACUGGAGGGGACGCGUUUGGCGUGCCUACAAAGCUCACGGGUCAGAAGGUCAUGUCGCCCACUGGGUUCGGCGACUCUUUUGGCAGCAAUUUCUCAUUUGCGGGCACGCCUCCAUCAACUGCGACGAACGCGCCGAAGCCCACGCGGGGCUUCACCGACUCGUUCUCCGUAUCGCCGCCCACGUCGGCCAAGGUGACGCCCUCGGCGACUAAGGUGUCUCCCGCGUCGACGAAGGCGUCGCCCGGGUCACCGAAAAUCACGCCUCCGUCGCCGCAGAAGAGCGGCCAUUCGGUACGCCCUACCUCGUCGUCCAGCGCGCUGCGGCGUUUGCCGGACGCGACGAGCCCGCCCGGCGAGAUGUCAUUUGAGCAGAGAUUCCCUUCGCUCGAGGCACUCACUGGCGAAGAGCAACAGCCGAAGGCGGACAAGUCGCUGUCUCCGCCUGUGCAGUCAUCCCAUGGCAGGCAUCGGCAGUCAAUCAGCAUUGCAAACCUCACCGGCGGGGCCAUCAAAGGCAACCGUCUAUCCGUCGGUGGCCAGAUCCCGCACCCCCGCUCGACGCAUGUCACGGGUACAGCCUUCAAAAGGGAGCAGGAGUCGCUCAAGCCCCCUCCUACGAAUGUUGAUUCGUCCUCUCCCACUGCCGACUACCUUAGCCUCUUGGACGAUGAGGUGGAGCAGGAUACGCACAACCCCGCCGAGGAUCUGUUCAGCGGCAAGGACGAGUCGCUGUCGGUGGCGCUCGCUCCCCUGCAACCAACUGUGUCCAACAGAUCGUCAGGCUCGAGAUUCGGCAUUUCGCCUCAGCCAACGCAAACCCAUGCGCGCCCGCCUCCGCCAACGCACCCCAAGCCUCAGUCGACGCCGAACAAACCGCUAGGCGCGGCGCAGCGAGCAACGCUGCCGGACAUGGCUUCGCAGCCGGCCACGUCAAACUUCAAUUCUGCGAACUGGUCGCCGCUGCAGUCGAUGAAGAAGACUCCCCCACCUGCCGAGACCGACUCGAGCGACGAAGAGGUGGAGCCCGAGAGCGCCGAGGCGACAUUCCGCCGCCCCGUGUCGCCAGUCAAGUCUGGCUCUCGCCAGCUCCCGCCCUCGCCGGGCAUCGCGAACCGCGUUGCAGCAUAUCAGCAACAGGCGACGACGGGCCCGUCAACAUCGCCCCCCAAGCCGGGGUACGGGACGUGGAGCGGGCGCGGAUCGACGCGCACGGCUCGUCCGCAGAGCAUGUUCGACACGUCACGCUCCAACAUGCCGGGCAAGUUGUCGCCGCCGCUCGUCUCUGUUCGCUCUGGCUCGCCCUCGUCCGGCGGGAGUGGGCGGAACACGCCCGUGGGCCACGGGCGGCGCAGCUCAAUCAACGACAUUGUGAGCCGGUACGAGGCGAUGAGCACGAGUCCGGUCAAGGAGGGCUUUCCGAGCGCGAACGGGCACGGGCGCCGGCCGCCGAGCAUCGCGAGCAAGCCGCCGGGGCUCGGAGCGCGCAAACCCUCAGGUCCGCGGAUACCGCGCGCUGCGCCGCCGACGCAGCCGAAGCCCGUGGGCUUGCGCGAGGCGGGCGGGAGCGGCGAGGGCGAGGGCGAGAAGCAGGCGCGGCGGGAAAAGGAGGAGCAGGAGAAUGCGCCGCUGUGGCGCGCCGCGUCCCAGCCCCAAGUCGCCAAGCCGAUGCUGCCCAAGCAGCCUAGAGCGGAGACGCUGCCGCAGGUCUCGCCGGGCUCGAGCAGCCGGUCCAGCAGCCCCGAGAAACAGCAGCCCGUCAACCUCCUCAUCCAGCGGUGGAACAAGGGCGAGGUCAAGCAUAGAUAGAGCAUCGUUGCAUAGUGUAGAAUUGCAUGUCAUGUCUUGGUUGUUGCGAAGCCACGGUGCUGGUGUGGAUGCAGGCCGACCUGACUCGCUGAUCCACUGAUCCACUGGAGAAGAGCGUGGCCGAUGUGUCGGCCCCAGUGAAGGAUGCCGAGAGGGCAGCUCAGUGUUCAGCCGAUGCAAGCGGCAAGCGGAUCGCGGAUGGCGGCAAAGAGGAGCAAGUCGAUCCCAUCGGGCCGGAUUCCGUCCUCCUCUUCAACUUUCUGACCGGAUUUGCAGUGAGUUGACUUUGGUAAUUCGUUGUGCACGCUAUGUGACCACCUCGCGCAUGACUUUGACUUUUUAGUACCACAUUGAAGGCUGCCGAACAAGAC